Molecule: messenger RNA, 514 nt
Organism: Oryzias melastigma (Indian medaka)
Lineage: Eukaryota; Metazoa; Chordata; Actinopteri; Beloniformes; Adrianichthyidae
Product: laminin subunit gamma-1-like
Exons: 3
Molecular function (GO): extracellular matrix structural constituent
Source: RefSeq, a predicted model, not a curated record
GCUCCAUGACAGCACCGACUACCCCUGGAGGCCGCACGUCAGUCACUCCGACUUCCAGAAGCUUCUCCAGAACCUGACAGCCAUCAAGUUCCGUGGCACCUACAGCGAGAGGAGUGCCGGGUUCCUGGAUAAUGUGUCCUUAGUGACGGCGAGGCGGGCUCCGGGUGUGCCGGCCCGUUGGGUGGAGCAGUGCACCUGUCCCCAGGGCUACCAGGGUCAGCACUGCGAGCAGUGCACGUUGGGAUUCCGGCGUGCUCGCCCGGAGCUUGGUGCCUUUAGCUCCUGCGAACCCUGCAGCUGCAAUGGACACAGUGACGCCUGCAACCCCAACACCGGAGCGUGCGACUGUCAGCAUAACACUGCUGGGCUGAGCUGUGAACGCUGCAAGGACGGUUUCUACGGCGACGCCACCCAGGGAACGUCGAACGACUGCCAGCCCUGCCCCUGUCCAGCGGGAGCCACCUGUGCCAUUGUGCCUUCAACCAGAGAGGUGGUGUGCACCAACUGUCCCCCU